AUGCCUAAAAUUGGAUAUGCUCUGCAAUCAAUCGUUGAAGAGAUUCCGCUUGCAGGUGCUGUUAAAUUCCGAAUGAACUCUAAUCAAUCUCCUGUGUUCGUAAUUCCAAAAAGAUACUCAUUAGAGUUUUAUGAAAUUAAAAGCACAGGCAUAAGUCCAUUAUACAUCAUUCCUUUUCACAAAACGAUUUAUUCACUCAAAGUAAUGCCUGCUAACUACUGGGGAAAGCCAUCUACCAUUGAUGUUUUAAUUUUAUUUUUCAAUGAUUCAUCAUUUAUUAUCUUUAACGAUCCAAACAAGCCUAUUUUCAAAUACAAUCCCAAAGACAUACAGAACAACUUUGAUUAUUGCAUUGAUAUCCAUCCAAGAAACGCUUUCAUUGCUUUUUCACAUAACACAGGCUUAAUCAACUUUUGGGAUGGUUCCCAACCGAACAGGCAGGAGAAAGUCUACAAACUACCAGUUAGUACAGAUCCAUUAAUCGAUAUGAAAUUUUUAUAUACAGAUGAAGUCAUGAUUUCGACACUUCAUGAUAUGCCAGAUAAUCACAAACGAGUUAAUACCAAGAUCCUCGAUCUAUCCUUACUCUUUCCUAACGAAAAUCCAGAUUUGACAUUUGAUAUUGAAGAUGACGAUGCAAACCUCAUUAUUCCUCUCCAAAAGGUAUCAGAUGAUAAUCCCAUAUUCUUAGUUUGUGGAAAACUGAUCACCGUUUGCUCAAAUAACUCUACUUUCCAAGUAGAAUGCCCUUUCAAAGGAAAUCCUUCUUGUUUUGAUUAUAUCUCUCAAAAUUUGAUCGUCAUUUGCGAUGAAAGUGGCCAGAUCUUUCUCAUCAAUAUAGAUACUGAUGUAAGUGUCACUUUUCUAGGUGAAGUGAAGACGAUACCAACAUCUAUUGUUUACAUUGACAACGGAAUAUUUUAUAUCGGAAGUCGUGUGGAAGAUGCUUUGUUUGUCAAAUAUCAUGACGAUAAAUUAACCGUUCUAACCGUUUCCUCUCAAUUUAGACCAUCCACUUUUUGUUCUGAAUUUUCUGAUUUAUGCGGAUCUUUCUUUAUUUCUCACGGAACAAAGAAUGGAGGGGGAGCGAUAACAAGUGUCAAAACCGGUUUAUUCUACAAAGAAAUGUUUGAUGCUAAGAUGACAGAUAUUUCUACUAUAUCAAAAGUUGACAAUAACAAAUUCAUGAUGUCAACAAACAACAAAAUAUCUUUUGUUUUUGAUACAGAUAAUCAAAAGAUAUUGCUUAAGAAUAAUGAGAAAACAAUUGAUUGUUUCCAGACAGAAAAUGGUUUCAUUCAAGUUUGUUCUGAUAAAAUUAAUAUAAUUGAUGGUUACAAAAUUACAAAAACUGUCAAUUUGUCAGAAAUAUUAUCAAUGGAUUCAGAACAAAUAAAUGUCUCGAAACAAGCCAAAAAAUCUUCAUCAAAAAGUGACAAAAAUAAAUCAAAAUCAAAAGAAAAUUUAGAAAAUGAAUCAAAAAGUGACAACAAAUUUUUAGAGAUUGUUAAUUAUGAAGAGAUUUCAUCAUGUGCAUAUGACAACAAGAACAAAAUCAUAUUUAUUGCUGUUGGUGAUAAAAUUAAGGUUAUUGAUUUAUCGUUAAAAGUGACAAAAUCUUUUGAAUUUCCAGAACAGAUCAAAUCGAUAUCAUACUACAAAAAAUUACUUGCUGCAAUUACAUGGAGCGGUUUUGUAAGUACAAUAGAUGAUUCUAAUUUGUGUACUUUACAGAAACCACAUGAUUUUACACCAGACAAAAUUUUUGUUUUAAGAAGUGAAGCAAACCAUAGAAUUAUUAUAGUUUACAUGGACGGUUUUGCCAUGAUUACAAAGAAAGACCUAACAAUAGUCAAGAAAACUGUUUUCGGACAUAUUUGCUGUGGCUCAUUUAUGAAUGAUGAGAAAAGCGUCAUAAUUUUGGGAUCUUCUCCCUCUCUUUAUUUCACUGAUGGAAAUUCAAUGCCAUUGAUUCUGUCAAAUGAAGAUUAUUUCUGUGGUUUAAGGUUAAGUAAAGAAAUAAUCAUCAUGGCAGAUCAAGAGAAGUUUGUUGUUGGAAAUCUGAAUGAAUCAGAACUUUGUCAGAUAAAUACAACAGAGUUCGAUGUCGUUCCUUUCCUUUUGACAAUGUUACAAAAACCACCGUCACUUUUUAUUGGAUAUUUCCAAGAAGGCAUUUUCGGAUUGAUGAGUUUGAAUUUACCUUCUAUGAAAGUCGAAUACGACAUUAAAUUUGAAAAUGACAUGGAAUUGUCAUCAUUAAUUUCUCUGUCAAAUGAAAGAAUUUGUAUUGGUUUGACUGGCAAAAAUGAAGGAAAAAUACAAAUAAUUGAAAAUGUUUUUGAUAACUAUACAAUUGUUGGAAAUCAUUCAAUUGAAGGAGGAGUUUUUGCCUUGUCAAAAUUCAAUGAAAACCAUUUAAUUGUUUGUGGACGAUGCCGAUUAUUUUUCAUUGAAAUUCAGACAUCAACCGCUGGAGCUGUCACUUUUAAUGUUUUACAAGCUAUACAAUGUCCAAGUAUUUGCAGAAGUUGUUUCUCGAUGAACGAGGACAUUGUUAUUUUAUUUGAUAGUUUUCGAUCGAUUAUUUCCUUCAAAUUGAAUGGAAACUUUUUAGAGAGAGUUAAUGAAUUUCCUGUGAACAAAAAUGUUGUUUGUGGAUGCAUUGGUGAUGAGAUAAAACCAGGAGUUUAUGAUCUUUAUUCUGCAGAUGAUAAUGGAUACUUACAUGUCUACAAAAUGAAUGUUGAUGAUUGUUCAAUGAAAGAAAUUUCGAAUUGUAAAUUGUCUGCCUCUGUUUCUUGUUUGUCUAAAGUCAGAGAGAACUUUGUGAUUUGUACAACAAGAAAUGGAGGUGUAAUGAUGCUGACGAAAGUGGAUGAGAAACUCCAGAAUUCUUUGGAAAAGGCAAGAGAUGUAGUUUUCGAUUUGUUUAGAAAUGACAAUGAUAAUGAUAAAUAUCCAAUUGUCGACGCAACUAAUCUCCAGUGUUUGAACUGUGCACCAUCGAAAGCAGUUUCUUCGGCUUUGGAAGCAAGAAAUACAACAAUUUCUGAAGUGAAUUUUGCUGUUCAACAACUCAAAUCUUAUGUUGCAAAAAUUUGUUCUACAAAAUAA
Messenger RNA from Trichomonas vaginalis G3, 3117 nucleotides. RefSeq names its product DNA repair/RNA processing CPSF family. Bases 1 to 3117 code for a protein of 1038 amino acids. The record is from RefSeq and is a predicted model, not a curated record. The transcript has a single exon. Gene Ontology annotation, cellular component: nucleus. Gene Ontology annotation, molecular function: protein binding. Lineage: Eukaryota; Parabasalia; Trichomonadida; Trichomonadidae.